Molecule: messenger RNA, 1896 nt
Organism: Saccharomyces kudriavzevii IFO 1802
Lineage: Eukaryota; Fungi; Ascomycota; Saccharomycetes; Saccharomycetales; Saccharomycetaceae
Gene: SPO1
Product: putative carboxylic ester hydrolase
Exons: 2
Coding region: 1-1896 (631 amino acids)
Biological process (GO): glycerophospholipid catabolic process
Cellular component (GO): cytosol; plasma membrane; extracellular region
Molecular function (GO): A2-type glycerophospholipase activity
Source: RefSeq, a predicted model, not a curated record
AUGCAAAAGGUCUUUAUUAUAUAUCUCGCGCUGUUAACACUAAGCCUGGCGACAGCUCCAUUUCAGGUGCAAUGUCCUAGCUCUCCACUUAUUAGAGAAGCAAAAAAUGAACUCUGUUCCGAGGAAAGCUUAUAUUUAAGGACGAAAGAGAUUAAAACGAAAAAUAAACUAAUGGACUUUUUAGAAUCUUUGACUGAAGCGAAGUUUAAUUCGAAGUUCUACAAACGUGUGCGGAAAGAUCCUCCAAAACUUGGAAUCGCCAUAUCAGGUGGUGGUUAUAGAUCCAUGUUGAUAGGGACAGGAUUUAUCACCCAAAUGAAUGAUUAUGGAUUGUUUGAGUACUCGGACUAUAUCGCUGGCUUGUCAGGCGGAAGUUGGAUCUUGAUGGAUUUAGUGGUCCAAAAUUUUGAAGUAGGCUCUUUAUUGAAAGAAUGGGACCUUGACGAAGAUCUUCUCCCAGGCAUACCAGAAUUCGAUAUUUCCGAAGAAGAUAUUGUUACCAAUGCAAAAAAGGAGUAUAGUGAGAACGAUAUAAGGAUCAAGAAACGUGAAGUGAAAAAAACGCAAAUUACAAGUUUUUCUGAGUUUUAUGAUCAGGUAGAGUUGGUUGCGAACACCAUUGGAGAAAGGUCAGAAGAAUGUAGGUUAACAAAGAGAAAUUUGAAUCCGCUAACAAGGCUUAAAAGAAUAUUUUUUCCGAAUAACACAUUUACUGAAACUGAUGCAAAGAUUGAAACCUUCAAAACGGUACUAGAUUUUUAUAAGAAUUUGCAUUUGAAGACUAAGCCUAAAAAAAUGGAAGGUUUCCAAAUAUCGUUCACGGAUUAUUGGGGCAAAGCAAUUGUUCAAAGGUUGAAAAAAAGCUUUGAGGUCCACAACCAUAACUUCUCCUUCUCAAAACUUGUGCAAUCGUCCAAAAAAUUUAAAGAGUGCAGUGUUCCCAUUCCCAUAUUUAUUGCAAAUUGUAAAAACGGUCUUCUUUCGAAUGUCAUUUUUGAAUUCACGCCUUUUGAAUUUGGCUCAUGGGAGGAUAUCCUUAGACUUUUCGUUAAAUUGCCCUAUCUAGGUUCGAAGAUAGUUUUAGGAAAAGCUGUGAAGUGUGUUAAUAAUUUUGAUGACCUGGGUUUUAUAACUGCAACUUCUUCUUCAAUAUUCAAUAAUGUGCUAAUUUUCAUAUGGAAUCUGGCCUCUCAGUCUUCAAGAGACGCCAUGAAGGCACUCAAUAUGGUCAUGGGGAUUUUUGGGCUAGGUAAAGAGGAAAUAUUCAGCAUCUCGAAAGACUCUUCGAGAUUAGAGACGGAUUAUGCCGUGUACCAGCCUAAUCCUUUCUAUCUUUAUCCGGGAAAAGAUAAUGUUUUAACCAGCAAAAAUCAUCUGUACCUUGUAGAUGGUGGUGAAGACGGUGAAAAUAUUCCCCUCAGGACGUUGGUUAUUCCUGAGAGGAAAUUAGACGUGAUUUUUGUCCUUGAUUCCAGCUCAGAUAUUGACAACUAUCCAAAUGGUUCUAAGUUGAAAAGAAUAUUCGAAAAGUUAGAUGAGGAGAACAUCCAUUACCAAUUUCCCAACAAUGUAAAGACCUUCUCUCAUCCCAUUGUUAUAGGCUGUAACGCAAUAAAAAGGCCCGGGCAUGAUUCCUUUUUGCCUAUUAUAAUUUACCAUGCAAAUUCUUACCAUGGACACGUAUCUAAUACCUCUACAUUCAAAAUAACCUAUAAUCAGUCUGAAGUUGAGAGUAUGCUACUCACUGGGAGAGAAGUGUUUAGCAAUGACUACGAUAUUCAUUAUAAAAAUUGUCUAGGCUGUAUACUGACUAAAAGAACAAUGGACAGGCUUCCCAAAAAAAAGAAAUUUUCUCCAUUUUGCUUACAGUGCUUCAAGGAUUACUGCUACUCAUGA